UAACACAUGUUGCAGCUGUUACUAAUGCUGAUUUAUCACAAGAAUCUGCGACCCAGACAAAUUCCGCCAUAAUAACGGAAAAUUCAGACGGUUUAUAUAAAUUGGAAGAUAAACUUAGCGCUGAUGAAUUAUAUCAAAGAGCUUUAAUAAUACUUCGAACACUGAAACCACUCCCCAAGAAGCGGUUUGAAAUCGACGAUUCAGAUCCUAGCCUAUUCCUUCUUUCAUAUCGAUUUUUGGCAAAAUGUAUCUUCUCCGUUUUCGGAUUACGUUCUCCAAUUGCAGACUCAGAAAUAGGGAGAAAAGUUAUUGCGGAUUAUAGGCAUCCAAAAUUGGUUAGGGCAGUUGAAUUAUUAGAAAAAGCUGCUUUUGAAUACAAUCAUGAUGGUGCACUAUUUACUCUUGGAGAGUUAAAUUUCCACGCAAAAUAUACACAUCCUCGUAAUUUAACGGCCGCUCUCUAUUAUUAUCGUGAAUUGGCGAAUCGAUCCGGAAAUGCAACAGCACAACAAAUGGUUGGAUUUAUGUACGCGACGGGCAUAGGAAAUAUUGUUAUGAGAGAUCAGGGAAAAGCUUUAUUAUAUCAUACCUUUGCUGCACUUGGUCAUGAUACCGCUGCGGAAAUGACACUUGGUUAUCGUUAUUUAAUGGGUAUUGGAGUACAUCGUAGUUGCGAGGAUGCAGUUUUCUAUUAUAAACGUGUAGCAGAUAAAGCAAUUGAACAUUAUAAAUCCGGGCCUCCAGGAGGUCGACAGCUUCCAUCUCCUCUUCUCAAGAGCAGAUUAUAUGAUGAGGACGGUGGAGUAUAUGGAUAUGGAGCUAGUGGGCCAGGUGCUGGUUAUUCAUCAAAGCCUGACCAAGCUGUGUGGGAUGAUAUAUUAGAGUUUUAUCAUUAUUCGGCUGAAAAUGGAGAUAUGACGGCUCAGCUAGGUUUAGGGCAACUUUAUUAUCAGGGAACCCGUAACAUUAAUCAAAAUUUCCCACGUGCAUAUAAAUUCCUCAAGGAUGUUGCUAACAAUUAUUGGCCAUCAGAAAGCACGUUCGAUGAUCCACCUAAUAUGACUCCUAAACAAAGGCUUGCUGCUGGACAAGCGGCAGGAAUUUUAGGGAGGAUGUAUUGGCGUGGUGAAGGAGUUGAACCAAAUAAUAAAACGGCUCUCAAAUGGUUUAUUAGAGGUGUCCGAUUGGAUGAUCCAGUUGCUUGGAAUGGGCUUGGUAUGAUGUAUAUGGAAGGUGUUGAAGUAAUAAGGAAUUACGAUCAAGCCAUACAUUUAUUCAAACUCGCGGCAGAAAAAGAAUAUUCUGAAGCUCAAGUGAAUUUGGGUUUAAUUUACUUGCACCAGAAAGGUGAUUAUCAAACCGCUUUUGAAUUUUUCCGACUAGCUGCAAACCAAGAUCAUCAUAUACUGGCUCAUUAUUACUUAGCUGAAAUGUAUACUCAGGGAUUAGGGACCGAAAAAUCUUGUGCUGUGGCAGCUGCAUUCUAUAAAAAUGUGGCCGAACGGGGAGAUUGGUUACAUUCUCCAUUUCCAGCAGCAUAUAGGGCAUAUCACAUAGGUGAUAGAGACACUGCACUAAUAAAUCAUUUAUUAGCUGCAGAGAGAGGUUAUGAAUUGGGUCAGGCAAAUGCCGCAUGGUUAUUGGAUCAAGAUAAAUCACGUUGGCAUCCACCACACUUAGUGCCAAAGGUAGACACAUUUCGUGAGAAAUUAGCAUUAAUUUAUUGGACAAGAUCAGCGAACCAAGGAAAUGUUGAUUCACGUGUAAAAAUGGGAGAUUAUUAUUUUAAAGGAUUUGGUACAGAAGUUAAUUAUGUAAAAGCUGCUGCUUGUUAUCAAGUAGCUGCAGAAGCGGAAUCAAGUGCAAUGGCUAUGUGGAAUCUUGGUUGGAUGCAUGAAAAUGGCAUAGGAGUAGCUCGAGAUUUCCAUCUCGCUAAAAGAUGGUAUGACCAAUCUCUUUCAACCAAUCCCGACGCGUAUUUACCAGUAAAGUUAUCCUUAACUAAAUUAUAUGCAAAAAGUUUUUGGAAUUUUAUUUCUAGAAAGGAAAUUGUAGAUGAUGCAGAUGAAUCAUCCAGAAUGUUAUGGUGGGGGGAUCCAUCGUCUAAUGGCGAAGAUGAGGAAGCUGGAGGGGCAGUGGAACAAGUUCGAACAAUGACUAAAGAAGGUGCCAACUUAAAAGAGCGAAAGGAAUGGGAUGCAGUGGGCCCGGAUGGUGAACAAUUAAUUAAAAAUGGAAAGAAGGUUACAGCUUUCGUUCCCAAUGACGGUUGCUUGAAUUAUGUAGAUGAAAAUGAUGAAGUUCUAAUUGCUGGAUUUGGUCGUAAAGGUCGUGCUAUCGGGGAUAUCCCUGGUGUUCGAUUCAAAGUGGUCAAAGUCUCGGGGGUAUCUCUCCUUGCUUUAUACAAAGAAAAGAAAGAAAAACCUCGAUCUUAA
Funneliformis mosseae is the source of this 2435-nucleotide messenger RNA. NCBI's taxonomy places the organism in Eukaryota, Fungi, Glomeromycota, Glomeromycetes, Glomerales, Glomeraceae. The record is from the annotation of a GenBank genome assembly.